UCCGGGUCGAUGCGGGACGCGGCGGCCGGGCCUGGUCCAAGAAGGGAGCAUGGACCAGCCCAGUGGAAGGAGUUUCAUGCAAGUUCUGUGUGAGAAAUACAGCCCUGAGAACUUCCCCUACCGCCGUGGGCCUGGCAUGGGGGUGCACGUCCCAGCCACCCCACAGGGCUCACCUAUGAAAGACCGCCUGAACCUGCCCAGUGUGCUGGUGCUCAACAGCUGUGGCAUCACCUGUGCCGGGGACGAGAACGAGAUCGCCGCCUUCUGCGCCCACGUCUUCGAGCUCGACCUCUCUGACAACAAACUGGAAGACUGGCACGAGGUCAGUAAAAUUGUGUCCAACGUCCCCCACUUGGAGUUUCUAAACCUGAGUUCCAACCCUCUCAGUUUGUCCGUUUUAGAGAGAAGUUGCGCUGGGUCUUUCGCUGGCGUCCGCAAACUUGUGCUCAACAACAGCAAAGCUUCCUGGGAAACAGUGCACACCAUCCUGCAGGAAUUACCUGACUUGGAGGAGCUCUUCCUGUGCCUUAAUGACUACGAAACAGUGUCUUGUUCUCCAGUUUGCUGUCAGUCUCUCAAACUACUCCACAUAACUGACAACAACCUUCAAGACUGGACUGAAAUUCGAAAGUUGGGAAUUAUGUUUCCAUCACUGGACACACUUAUCCUGGCUAACAACAACCUCACCACCAUUGAAGAGUCAGAAGAUUCCCUGGCAAGGCUCUUCCCCAACCUAAGAUCCAUCAACUUGCACAAGUCAGGUCUGCAUUGCUGGGAAGACAUUGACAAGUUAAAUUCUUUCCCGAAGCUCGAGGAAGUGAAAUUGCUGGGAAUUCCUCUGCUGCAGUCUUACACCACCGAGGAACGCAGGAAGCUGCUAAUAGCCAGGUUGCCAUCCAUCACCAAGCUCAAUGGCAGCAUCGUGGCCGACGGCGAGCGCGAGGACUCGGAGCGCUUCUUCAUCCGCUAUUACAUGGAGUUCCCCGAGGAGGAGGUCCCCUUCAGGUAUCACGAGCUGGUCACCAAGUACGGGAAGCUGGAGCCCUUGGCAGUGGUGGAUCUGCGGCCUCAGAGCAGCGCCAAGGUGGAGGUUCACUUCCAGGACAAGGUGGAGGAGAUGUCCAUCCGCCUCGACCAGACUGUGGCAGAGCUGAAGAAGCACUUAAAAACUGUGGUGCAGCUGUCAACAAGCAACAUGCUGCUCUUCUACUUGGACCAGGAAGCUCCUUUUGGUCCCGAGGAGAUGAAAUACAGCUCGCGGGCGCUGCAUUCCUACGGCAUCCGGGAUGGGGAUAAAAUUUACGUGGAGCCCAGAAUGAAAUAG
Camarhynchus parvulus is the source of this 1324-nucleotide messenger RNA. It is a transcript of the gene TBCEL, whose product is annotated as tubulin folding cofactor E like. The record is from RefSeq and is a predicted model, not a curated record. The transcript is spliced from 8 exons. NCBI's taxonomy places the organism in Eukaryota, Metazoa, Chordata, Aves, Passeriformes, Thraupidae. The coding region runs from base 50 to 1324 and encodes 424 amino acids. Gene Ontology annotation, biological process: protein folding. Gene Ontology annotation, molecular function: alpha-tubulin binding.